Molecule: messenger RNA, 2803 nt
Organism: Cicer arietinum (chickpea)
Lineage: Eukaryota; Viridiplantae; Streptophyta; Magnoliopsida; Fabales; Fabaceae
Product: putative DNA (cytosine-5)-methyltransferase CMT1
Biological process (GO): negative regulation of gene expression via chromosomal CpG island methylation
Cellular component (GO): nucleus
Molecular function (GO): DNA (cytosine-5-)-methyltransferase activity; DNA binding; chromatin binding
Source: RefSeq, a predicted model, not a curated record
AUCACAAUUCGCUUUCUUUCUGCUUUGUCGUUUAACCCUCUUCCUUUCUCAAUGGGUAAACGCGCUCAACAAUCACCUCAAAACGACGACGUCGUUUCUCUUCUUCCUUCCCAACGGAAAAAGGCUAAACACUCUCGCGUUAACCCUGUCGCUUGUUUCGUCGGAAAGCCCAUUCCCAACGCUGAAGCCCAAUCUAAAUGGCCUCGCCGUUACUCCAAGAAGGGGGAAAAAGGAAGCUCUAACGAUGGAUCGAACGAAAGCGAUUGUUUGCAAGCAAAGUGUCACUACCGUGAAGCUAAUGUUGAUGGUGUUAUCUAUAAGCUUAACGACAAUGCUUAUGUCAAGGCUGAAGAUGGUAAACCUGAUUAUAUUGCAAGGAUUGUUGAAAUGUUUGAAACUCCCGAUAAGGAGCAUUAUUUCACUGCUCAAUGGUUUUAUAGAGCUGAAGAUACAGUUAUUAAGGAUCAUGGUAAUCUUGUUGAUAAGAAGAGAGUGUUUAUAUCCGAUGUUAAAGAUGAAAACCCCCUUGAUUGUAUUGUUUCCAAAGUUAAAAUUGUGCAAAUUGCUCCAAAUGUGGGUACAAAGAAGAAAAUUCCUUCUUGUGAUCUAUAUUACGAUAUGAAGUACACUGUGCCUUAUUUAACCUUUUCAAACAUUGUAAACGAACCAGCCAGAAUAGAAAGUGAUUCAACCUCUACAAUUUCAAGUGAAUCUGGUUCUAAUGGUUGUGUUGCUGAUAGUAAUGUGGCCAAUGGAGGGAAGUGUCAACAUAAUAGUUCUGAUAAGUCAGAGUGGACAUUACUAGAUUUGUAUUCUGGGUGUGGAGCUAUGUCCACUGGCCUUUGCUUUGGGGCUUCCAUAUCUGGCAUGAAACUUGUCACGAGGUGGGCUGUUGACAUAAAUUCACAUGCGUGUGAAAGUUUAAAGUUAAACCACCCAGAAACACAGGUGAGGAAUGAGCCUGCAGAAGACUUUUUAAGUCUACUAAAAGCUUGGGUUAAGCUAUGUGAAGAGUUUUCAUUGAUAGGAUCUGAAAGGUCAGAUUCUGAUCUAGAUGUGGAUGAAGAAGCUGAUGAUGAAGCUAGUGAUGUGAAAAAUGAAGCUACAGAUAAUCCAUCUGAUUCUGAGGAAUUUGAGGUGGAAAAGUUACUUUCUGUUUGUUAUGGUGAUCCCAAUGGAGUGAAAAAAUCAGGACUACAUUUUAAAGUGCGUUGGAGGGGUUAUGAUUCCAGUGAGGAUACAUGGGAACCAAUAGAUGGCUUGAGUGACUGUAAGGAAGCUUUGAAAGAUUUUGUUACAAGAGGAUAUAAGAAAAAGUUAUUGCCUCUUCCAGGUGAUGCUGAUUUUAUUUGUGGAGGACCACCUUGUCAAGGUGUAAGUGGUUUCAACCGAUUCAGGAAUAAAAAUGCUCCAUUGGAGGAUGUAAAGAAUAAGCAGUUAAUUGUUUAUAUGGACAUUAUUGAUUUCUUGAAGCCCAAAUAUGUGCUCAUGGAAAAUGUUGUUGACAUUUUGAAAUUUGCUGGUGGAUUUUUGGGUCGAUAUGCCAUAGGCCGUCUAGUGGCCAUGAAUUACCAAGCUAGAAUGGGCAUGAUGGCUGCAGGAUCUUAUGGCCUUCCCCAAUUUCGGAUGCGUGUUUUUCUUUGGGGAGCUCUUCCUACUCAAAAAUUGCCUGCAUAUCCAUUGCCAACUCAUGAGGUGGUAUCAAGAGGAGUCAUACCCACUGAGUUUGAAGAAAUUACAGUUGCAUAUGCCACUAAUGAAAAGUGUCAGUUGGCCGAUGCCAUAUUUCUUAAGGAUGCAAUAGCAGAUCUCCCUUCGAUUGCAAAUGAUGAGAGCCAGGAUGAAAUGAGCUAUGGAACCACUCCUCGUACUGAUUUUCAAAAAUACAUCAGAUUAAAGAGAAGUGAGAUGGUGAAUUAUAUGGCUACCAGUAAAAGUGCACCCCGUAGAGUUCUGUAUGACCAUCGUCCCUUGCAAUUAAAUAAAGAUGAUUAUGAAAGAGUUUGCCAAAUUCCCAAGAAGAAGGGUGCAAACUUCAGAGACCUGCCUGGAGUUCUUGUGAAAGACAACAAAGUUGAAUGGGACCCUUCAGUUGAAAGAUUGUUACUACAGUCUGGGAAGCCUUUGGUUCCUGAUUAUGCAAUGUCAUUUGUCCGUGGAACCUCCUCAAAGCCUUUUGGUCGUUUGUGGUGGGAUGAAAUUGUGUCAACUGUUGUGACAAGAGCAGAGCCUCACAAUCAGGCCCUUCUCCACCCAGCACAAGAUCGAGUUCUUAGCAUACGUGAAAAUGCAAGGCUUCAAGGAUUUCCUGAUUGCUAUAAACUUUGUGGGCCUAUCAAAGAGAGGUACAUGCAAGUUGGAAAUGCUGUUGCUGUUCCUGUGGCUCUUGCCCUCGGAUACACAUUCGGUUUGGCUUGUCAAGGACUGUCAGAUGACAAGCCUUUGACAACUGUUCCAUUUAAGUACCCUAAAUGUCUUGCCAGUUCAUCUUCAGUUGAUACUGUGAAGGAUGAGAAGGAUGAUUCAAGUUGAGGUUAUCCUCUUACGCUACGAUGCAUGUCUCUUCCAAUGUUAUGUUUAUUUCUUCCAUUCCAUUGUUAUUUGGAAUUCCCAUUUUAAGCUAAGUGUACACUUCCGGCUGAAGAAUUGUACGAGUGAAUGUUUGUACAAUUAGUAACGUUAUUCAUAAUGAUUUAAGAUUUCACUUCGGUGAUGAUUUUGUAAUUUGUAUCAGAAAACACACUAAGUGAAAUAUUCAUGAUUUAAAAUGGAAUUAAGUUGAUGCCACUUUCAUUUAAUCAAA